UCUUUAGAAUUGGCCAGAGCAACCCGCCGAGAAACGUGGAGGCCCUGGAAGUAUUUAAUCCAGGAGAUGUGCCCAUGGGGCUGUCACACAGCACAGAUUCAGCCACAUGCAGGUAGGCAGUUACCAGUUUAUGAACGAAAAGCCACGCUGCCUUCAGAGACUGGAAAAGAAACUGAAUAAUUUCACUUUUCCAUUUAAAUAUGGAGGACAUGAUUUUUGACUUCGACCAGGAUGCCACUACGGAUUUUGCCAUUUGGGGACAAAUGGACCAAAACUUUCAGUUUCAGAACCAGCUGGACAGCUUCCUGCUGGAUUACAGCACAGCCAGCGGCCAGCUCUCGCCCUGGUCCUCCUUCGGCAGUCAGUCCAUGUUCCCGGACGCACAGCUGACCCUCACCGACCUCGACGUGCUGUCUCCGGGGGCGGAUGUCUGCGCUGAAGGGGAAAGCUCGUCCAUGGACGACCCCCUGGAGGUGGCCCAGCGCAGGGCGCGGCGGCUGGUGCCCCAUCAUCCCUACAAGGUGCAGCGACAUGCCGCCAACAUCCGGGAGAGGAAGAGGAUGCUGAGCAUCAAUUCCGCCUUCGAGGAGCUGCGCUGCCAUGUGCCGACGUUUCCCUACGAGAAGCGACUGUCCAAGAUAGACACUCUGAGGCUGGCCAUAGCGUACAUCGACCUGCUGAGAGAGAUCCUCAUGUCGGGCUGCGACCCCAAAUCCUACGUAGACGAGUGCAUGAAGAAUGGCUACAAGAAUCAGACCAACGCCAUCUGGAACACAAGCGAUCUGACAGCCCGCCUCUCUUGGAUAAAGUGGGAUUAGCUGAGGAACAUGGGGCACCCUGAGUGUGGAGAUGGCAGCGGGGCGGAGGUUCAGGUUUGUUCCUCCCCCUUCUCAGUCUCUCUCUACAUGUCAAAGACAGGCGGCCGGCCUGCAUGACAGAGCCGACCGAUCGACAUCUGCAGACUUCUCAUCGGGUCACACACCUCAGGCUUCCUCAACUUCACCCACUCCUUCGUCCUCCGUGGCUUUUAAUAUUCUAAUUUAUUGUCGACUGGUAAUUGAGAGCCAUUGUUUCUGGGGCUGGGGAGGGAAAGAGGGUUGGCAUUGUUUGUCUAAAUGGAUGGCACUUGUCAGAGAGAGCGAGAGGGGCACACUGGCAUGAGACUGAAUGGACUUGCUAAGGGCUCAUACUUCUGCAUGUAGCGCUGAAGUGUUUUCUGGACUCUUGCUCAUUAGUCUGCGAGUCGAUGUGUUAAAAAAGAGCCUUGAUCAUGUAAAUGAGACAAUGGGCGUGAGAAGCAGAUCAGCCUAAUGUGUUUUAGCAUGUCAGGUGCUGUUUCCAAUAAGGCUCGUUUCAUGUGCAACCUCUAUCAUCUGUUUUAUUAUUUAUUUAUUUAUUUUAAAUUAUGGCCUAUUUAUGACAUUAUUCUUUUUGGUGACAUGUAUUUCAACAAACUGCGAUUAUUUAUUGUUCUGUAACGCAAAUAUGACCUAUGUGUUUUUUGUGAUUUAUUUGAAGCUACUUGUGUGUAAUUUUCCUGAAAUGGAUCGCCACAGAAAAGCACAUUUCUGUGAUAGUGUUAUGUAUUUGUUACCAAUGACCUCUACUCAGGAUCAUAAAAAAGCAUCCUUUUUUUUGUGGUAUAACGUUUUGUUUUGUAUUGAGGUCUUUAAUAAUAGGCCAAUAUAUAUUUACAAUAGGCACUCUCUUACUGUCUCUGGUUUUGUUUCCUGUUAGCUUUAUAGAUGACUCAACAAAUUACAGUUAGAUUUGGAUGAAUAUUUCUAUUCAUACCAGGGGACUAAGUUUAACCAAUUUCUUAUUGCACACACCCCAUAAAUGUAGUCAACACUUCAGGACAGUGAGUCCAAGUGGCGCGCUGACCUGGAUUAGUGUUACAGGUGUCAUUCCUCAGAAUGAGCUUUAUUCCCAGCUUUAACCUACUGCUGUGCCUGACACCAUGACGGAUAGACAGCUGGUACAAGUCGAGCCAACCCUCAAAGUCGCUUUUAGAAACAGGAAAAAGCAUGUACAUGUAGAAGUUCAGAAAUAAAAACUUCUAGCAGUUUGGUUUAAAUGGUCUUAUAUGUGGUAUAACAUG
This is a messenger RNA of Perca fluviatilis (European perch), 2101 nucleotides long. RefSeq names its product pancreas transcription factor 1 subunit alpha. Lineage: Eukaryota; Metazoa; Chordata; Actinopteri; Perciformes; Percidae. The record is from RefSeq and is a predicted model, not a curated record. Bases 201 to 818 code for a protein of 205 amino acids. Gene Ontology annotation, biological process: developmental process; regulation of transcription by RNA polymerase II. Gene Ontology annotation, molecular function: protein dimerization activity; RNA polymerase II transcription regulatory region sequence-specific DNA binding; DNA-binding transcription factor activity, RNA polymerase II-specific. The transcript is spliced from 2 exons.